AUGAAGCUCUCCAAUCAGUCGGAGGUCCCCGUCUACACCAUCUCCGGGUCCAACACCGCCCGCCCCCUCCCGGAGUGGCUUGCCCGUCGCAGAAAGCGCAGUCUGAAGAAUGACCCGGAGUAUGCCAACCGCAUCGAACUGCUCCAGGACUUCGAGUUCGAGGAGGCCAGUCAGUGUGUUCGCGUCAGUGAGGACGGAGAAUGGGUCAUGAGCACAGGAACCUACAAGCCCCAGAUCCAUACCCACCACCUGCCCCAGCUGUCUCUCUCCUGGGCCCGCCACACGAUAGCCCUGAACACCACCUUCCGUUUACUCUCCUCCGAUUACUCCAAGUCUCUCCACCUGCAGUCCGACCGGUCCCUCGAGUUCCACACACCCGGAGGAUGUCAUUACACCACCCGCCUUCCCAGAUACGGGCGUGACCUGAUUUACGACAGACAGUCGACUGAAGCCUUGGUCCCGGCCGUUGGCGUGAAUUCCGAUGGUAUGGGAGAAGUUUUCCGUCUCAAUCUGGAGAUGGGACGUUACAUGCGCAGUUUCGAGGUCGAUGUUGGUGGUGAUGAUUUCACUUCGGCCGGUGCUGGGACUCUACAGGGUGGUAUCAACACGGGUGCGGUCAACACCGCAGCGAUUGCCGAAGAAAGUCACAACCUGCUUGCGUUCGGUACCACACUAGGCACGGUCGAGCUUUGGGAUCCCCGCGCCAAGGGCAGAGCCGGAGUCUUGCUACCCCCCACACAGUCCGGCCCUGACGAGUUCCGGAACGAGAUCACGGCCUUGGAGUUCCAUCGGUCGGGCCUGACCCUCGGAACCGGUUCCUCGAACGGUCUUAUCCACCUCUACGAUCUCCGGUCCCCAGUACCUCUCCUCAAGAAAGAUCAGGGUUAUGGGUUCCCUAUUCACACCCUCAAGUUCCUUCAGCCCUCGACAGCCACCCGUGAACAGACCAUGGAUCCCAAGAUCCUUUCCUCGGACAAGAAGAUUAUCAAGAUCUGGGAUCCCCGUGAUGGAACCCCUUGGACGUCUGUUGAGCCGGCUGUUGACAUCAACUCCGUGGCAUGGUGCCAGGACAGCGGUAUGAUCCUGACCGCCAACGAAGGUCGCCAGCAGCAUUCGUUCUUCAUCCCGCAACUCGGACCCGCUCCGAAGUGGUGUUCGUUCCUGGACAACCUGGUGGAAGAGAUGGCCGAAGACCCCAACGACCCCAACGCUUUCAGCAGCGGCCAGACCGGCGCUGUUUACGACAAUUUCAAGUUCUUGACCCAGCCCCAGCUGCGGAACCUGAACCUGGAACACCUGAUUGGCAGAACCAGUCUCCUGCGGCCUUACAUGCACGGUUACUUCGUGGCUCAGCAGUUGUACGAGGAGGCCCGUCUGAUCACCAACCCGUACAUCUGGGAGGAAGAGCGUGCCAAGCGCGUCAAGGAGAAGAUCGACAAGGAGCGCGAGAGCAGAAUCCGGGGCAAGAAGAAGGCCGCCGUGAAGGUCAACAAGAGGCUGGCCGAGAAGCUGCUGAGCAUCGAGGAGAAGAACGAGCGCAAGAACGCCCAGCGCGUGCUCAAGAAGGGAGGAGACGCCGACAUGGUCGAUGCGCCUGCACCCCCCGCCGCCGAGCCCGGAAAGAACCUCCUGGGCGACAGCCGUUUCGCGAAGCUGUUCGAGGACGAAGACUUCGCCAUCGACGAGACGUCCCGCGAGUUCCAACUCGUCAACCCCAGCACCGCCCCGGACACCUCGACGAGAAAGGAGCGCGGCCUCACCGCCGUCGAACAGGAGGCCGUCGACGACGUCCCCGGCUCCAGCUCCGACGACGACGACGACGAAUCCGAGCCCGAGCAGCCCCAGCAACAGCAAAGAUUCUCCAAGCCCGCAUCCUCCGGCAAAAUCUCCACGUCCACCUACAAGCGGACCAACCGCCGUCAACCGCGCAUGGAAAUCUCUUCCUCGAACACUGUCGGCGCUACUCGCGACCGUUCAUUUGCCUCGCGCGCUCAGAACAUGAACACGCGCCAGAAGCCUCAGCGUCGCAGCGGCGUUGUCGGCGAGAGAGAAGUCACCUUCAACCCGGCCGGCAAGUCACGACAGAACAACAACAGAGGCCCCGCGCCCCCUCCCACCCGCUCAAACAACUUCCGCGACAAGGAGCGGCGAAGCGCUUCCGGCAACGCUUUCCGGAAGAUGUGAUUGCCAUCCGAUGGUCAUCUUCAUGUCCGGUGAGCCCUGAGGACCUUCUCCUUCGCCUAUCAGAGCUUCUUCCCGUCCCAAACUCCUCGCAGAGCUUCGAUCUCUGUCUC
This is a messenger RNA of Aspergillus heteromorphus CBS 117.55, 2294 nucleotides long. RefSeq names its product WD repeat NOL10/ENP2 family protein. The coding region runs from base 1 to 2184 and encodes 727 amino acids. Lineage: Eukaryota; Fungi; Ascomycota; Eurotiomycetes; Eurotiales; Aspergillaceae. The transcript is spliced from 2 exons. Gene Ontology annotation, cellular component: small-subunit processome; 90S preribosome; nucleolus. The record is from RefSeq and is a predicted model, not a curated record. Gene Ontology annotation, molecular function: protein binding. Gene Ontology annotation, biological process: maturation of SSU-rRNA from tricistronic rRNA transcript (SSU-rRNA, 5.8S rRNA, LSU-rRNA).